AUGGCGUCGCCGAGGCCGUACUCCCCGCCUAUCACCCGGGGCAGGCGUGCGCGAGAGGCCGCCAGCUCCGACAGGCUCCCCACGGACGUGCUGUUUGACGUCCUGCUGCGCUUCCCGGCCAGGGACCUCUGCCGCCUCCGCGCCGUCUGCCGCUCAUGGCGCUCGCUCACCUCCGAUCCAGUCUUCAUCACGGCGCACGCGGCACGCCAUCCGGCCCCCCUCUUCCUGGCCCAAUUUCGGGACGACAAGACGCACAGCAUCUACAUAGUAGAUCUGUCAGGUAACGUGGUGAAGCGGAUCGCCGGCGCAGCUGGUGGCCCUUACCACCGGCUGCAAUGCACGCGCCUGGACCUUGCCUGUCUGACUACUGACUGGAACAGAUGCCAUGUGCUCAAUCCGGCUACCGGAGCUGUCCAGGCCCUGCCUCAGAGCCCGGCGGUGGAGCAUGUGAAUCGGGUCAACUUGAGUCAGCCUUACACCUUCUUUGCCCUUGGGCGGGUCUCCUCCACGGGAGACUACAAGGUGCUUAGGAUGUUCAACAGGCCUGGCUUUGCCCAAGGUGGUCAGCAGCUCUUUGAGGUGUUUACCAUCAAUGGCGGUGCCGCACAUGCACGGUGGAGAGGGCAGCAGAGCCCUGGCCUCUUUGUUGAUGAGUGCAGUGGCGUUGUAGUUGAUGGGGUGGUGUAUUUCUUGACGAACAGAACAUAUGAUGGUGCCCGUAAUGGGAUUCGUCUGGGCUAUAUCGUUUCGUUCGACCUUGAGAGAGAGGAGUGGAGGAGAGAUCUCCGAGGCCCCAUAAGUAGCGGGGUUGGAUCUGCGAGGCACCUUACUUUGGCUGAGCUAAAAGGGUCUCUAGUUCUUGCAGAUCGCCGUCACCAGCCUUUUACCCUGGACCUUUGGUUUCUAGUGGACUAUGGGAGUGGGCACUGGGUGAAAGAGUACCACAUCCUGACUUGGCCGGCAAUCUCACCGCUGGUACUGGUAGAUGAGUCCUUCAAACCAUUGUUGCUGCUAGAUGAUGGGAGCACUAGGAACAACAUGCAUGACCCUGAUAGUAGAUUUGGUUUAUUUCUUUACUUGAUUUGUUUUAAAGGGCUGAAAUUUUGCAAUGGUUUGCUUGGAGUUUAUCACAAUGGUGGUGUGUUGAGUCAGUGCUUCUCCAACCGAUCACAAUAUAGUAGGGACAUUUGUUUUCAUGCGUCAUCCAGGGCAAGAGGGCCUGGUAGGAGUCUUGGGUCUGAAGUUAUGUAUGCCAAGUCGAUGACUGGUUAG
Miscanthus lutarioriparius is the source of this 1272-nucleotide messenger RNA. The record is from the annotation of a GenBank genome assembly. Lineage: Eukaryota; Viridiplantae; Streptophyta; Magnoliopsida; Poales; Poaceae.